AUGCACCCUGACACCAUGAAACGGCGGAAGCCCAGACACCCGCAUGCGUCACGUGCAGCCGCGCUCCGCCCACGCACCCUGAAAGCCGUGCCUUGCUCCCCCCGUUACCCGUCCUCCCGGCCUCGCCCUCUCGAUUCUCCUCCAUUUCCAACUUUUCGCGACCAUCCAAAAACACUGCAUCACCGACUUCCAGCCUCCAGCACAAAACACAUGAAACUCUCGACCACGUCCGUCUCGCUCGCGGGCGCAGCGCUCACCGUGUUGUUGCUGUUCCGCCUGCUCGCUGGCCACGCGGGCGCGCAGUCCUGGCUGCCGUUCUCGUCGGUAUACGUGCCCAACUUCAAGAACGUAGAGGGCGUCGAGUACUACGACCUGCGCAACUACCAGGGAAACCGCGACGGCUGGCAACGCGGCGACCGCGUGCUGUUCACAGUGCCAUUGCGUGACGCCGCCCAGCACUUGCCCAUGUUCUUCGACCACAUGGACCGCACCACUUACCCGCACAACCUCAUCGACCUCUCGUUCCUCGUGAGCGACUCCUCCGACAACACCAUGGGCGAAUUGCUCGCGCACUUGCAGCGCGCCCAGUCCCACCAGGACAAGUCGCGUCGGUUCGGCAACAUCGAGAUUUUCGAGAAGGACUUCGGCCAGGUCAUUGGCCAGUCCUUCUCAGACCGUCACGGUUUCGCCGCCCAGGGCCCCCGUCGGAAACUCAUGGCGCGUGCGCGUAACUGGCUGGGAUCCGUCGCCCUCAAACCCUACCACUCUUGGGUUUAUUGGCGUGAUGUCGACGUUGAAACCAUUCCAGAGUCCGUACUAGAAGACCUCAUGCACCACGGCCGCGACGUCAUCGUUCCCAACGUCUGGCGUCCGCUCCCAGACUGGCUGGGCAACAUUCAACCUUACGAUCUAAACUCGUGGCAAGAGUCCCAAGGUGGCCUCGACCUGGCCAGCUCGCUCGACGAGGACGCCGUGAUCGUCGAGGGCUAUCCGGAAUACGCCACUUGGCGCCCUCAUCUCGCCUACAUGCGCGACCCUUCCGGGAACCCUGAAGACGAAAUGGAGCUGGACGGCAUCGGAGGUGUGUCCAUCUUGAGCAAAGCCAAAGUGUUCCGUACUGGCUCCCAUUUCCCGGCUUUCUCCUUCGAGAAACACGCCGAAACCGAGGCCUUUGGCAAAUUGUCACGUCGCAUGGGUUACAGCGUCGUCGGGUUACCCCACUACGUCAUCUGGCACAUCUACGAGCCCUCCACAGACGAUCUGCGGCACAUGGCUUCGAUGGCCGAGGAGGAGAAGCGCCGUCUCGAAGAAUCCAAGAUCCGCGAGUUCUUCGACCGCGUAUGGGACCUAGCAUUCGACGACGUGCGUGACGACUGGGAACUAGAGCGUACCCAGAUCAUGAAGAACAUCGACCCCAACGUGCUGGAUCGCGAGAUUGAAGUAGACUGGAGCGGCGACGACGAAGACAUGGUCGCUGCUGACGACGACACCGACGACACUGCAGGCGAACCUCUACAAUUCAACCCAGAUGAGCAAUGA
This is a messenger RNA of Lachancea fermentati, 1539 nucleotides long. NCBI's taxonomy places the organism in Eukaryota, Fungi, Ascomycota, Saccharomycetes, Saccharomycetales, Saccharomycetaceae. The record is from the annotation of a GenBank genome assembly.